ACUUGCUUCUCUUCUUUUCUCUUUCCUCUUUUCUACGUGAAGUUUUUUCUAAAAUCCUAGCUAUCUUAGGCAUCAAAUAGUUCAAAUAUUCCUCUUAUAGAGAGACAUAAAUGUUCAUAAUGUUUUCUAAUGUUUCCUCUUAGAGGCAGGCCCAAGAAUGAACCAUCAAAUCCAUCCACGUCCUUUUCCCCAAAUCCAAAACCCAUCUUCCAAUGGCAACAACACCGACAAAUCCAGCAAAACACGAAUCGGCGCGACUCAAAUCUCUCGCACAAACCAAAAACUCCAAUACCGCUCUUAAAUACGCCAAACCACCCCAACGUUCAGGAAUCUCAGAGUUAGUUAACUCUCUCAACAUCCUAACCGCUCCCGAUUUCUACGCCGUUCUCGACGUUGAACCCGACGCCGAUUCCAACACUAUUCGCAAACAGUUCAACAAACUCUCUUCACUUUUUCAUCCAGACAACAACCGCCGCCACGUGGCAUCGUGUAAAGAAGCUUUCAAACUUGUUACCGACGCCUUUGGUGUUCUCUCUGAUAAAGCCCUCAGAGAAAGCUACGACGGUAAGGUUAAUCUUGAGAUUCGUGAAAAGAUGAGAACUUUUUGGACUGCGUGUUCUACUUGCAGGGUUUUGCAUCAGUUUGAGAGAAGGUAUUUGGGUCAUAAACUUGUGUGCCCUGGUUGUAACAAGAGUUUUAAGGCUGUUGAAGCUGUUGAGGACGAUGGGUCUGAGGAGGAAGAAGAUGAUACCACUUUGGGGGAUUUUAUGUUGAAGAGUAAGAGAAAGAAGAAUGGGAAAAUGGGCUGUGAAAAAGGUGAGAGCUUUAAGGAUAAUGGUGAAGUGAGUGGUGAAAAAGGGGCGAGCUUUAAGGGUGAUGAUGAAGUGGGUGUUGCUGGGAGAAUGAGGAAGAAAACAAGGUUGGUUGAGGAGGUUUUGGAGAGUUCUGAAUCCAUGAAUGUUGAUGGGAGUGAAGAGGAAACAAUGACAUUGGCUGAAUUUCAAUUGAAAGUGAAGACUAAGAUAAAGGGUGAGAAAGAGAAAAUGAAGGGAUUGGAAAUUAACAAGGGUUUUGAAGUCAAGGAGAAGAAGAAUGAGGAUGCUGUGAAGAGGGAGGAUGAGAAAGAGAAAAUGAAGGGAUUGGAAAUUAUAAAUUUUGAAGUCAAGGAGAAGAGGAAUGAGGAUUAUGUGAAGAGAAAAGCGCCAAGACUUGAGAAGCAUAAGGAUUUUAGUGGAGAAGAAUUAGAAGCUAUGGCGGUUGGGGAUUCAGAUUUUUAUGAUUUUGAUAAAGAUAGAGUGGGGAGGAGUUUUAAGAAAGGUCAAGUUUGGGCUGUGUAUGAUGGUGAUGAUGAUGGAAUGCCGAGGCAGUAUGCUUUGAUUGAUGAAACCGUUACGGCCAAUCCUUUUCAAGUGAGGAUAAGUUGGUUGGAUUUACAGUACAACGGGGAUGAAAAGAUUGAUAGCAGGGAGAAAUUAGGGUUUCAUAUACCUUGCGGAAGGUUUAAAAUUGCUAAGAAGACUACAAUUAAUUCAGUAAAUGUUUUUUCUCAUGUUGUGGACUGUGAUCGAGCAGCGCGCGAGGUUUACAAAAUUUAUCCUAAGAAGGGCUCGGUUUGGGCGCUUUACAAUGAGGCAAGUCUUGAUGGAGGUGAAGGCAAAAGAUGCUAUGAUAUUGUUGUGUUUUUGACAAGUUACAGUGAGAUGAAUGGUAUGAGCAUGGCAUUUCUUGAGAAGGUUGAUGGUUACAAGACAGUGUUUAAAAGACAGGAGAGUGGGAGCCAUGCUGUUAGAUUUCUAGGGAAGGAUGAAUUUUGGUUACUUUCUCAUCAGAUUCCUGCGCAGAAAUUUCCCUGCGACGAAGCUCCUGAAUUGUUGAAAGACUGUUGGGAGCUCGAUCCAGCUUCACUUCCUUCGGAUUUACUAACUAUUGGUGGAAUAGAUAAUUGAGGUUAGGAAAUCAUUUUUGUUUUGCGAUGAGACUUUGCCUGUUGAUCUCCCUUCAGUUCUUUCACAUAUACUUACUUUUACGCGGUUUAAAUUAAUGAAUUGAAGAAACUUUUGUCUAAUGGAAAAGUAUUCGAGGAAACAAACUGAUUUGUAUAUCUUGACUUAGUUGAAUUUGCUGAUUUAGGAAAUGUACAUGAGUUGCUAUUGCUA
Molecule: messenger RNA, 2156 nt
Organism: Lathyrus oleraceus (garden pea)
Lineage: Eukaryota; Viridiplantae; Streptophyta; Magnoliopsida; Fabales; Fabaceae
Exons: 1
Coding region: 213-1946 (577 amino acids)
Source: RefSeq, a predicted model, not a curated record